Bubalus bubalis (water buffalo) is the source of this 3539-nucleotide messenger RNA. It is a transcript of the gene B3GALT5, whose product is annotated as beta-1,3-galactosyltransferase 5. Gene Ontology annotation, molecular function: N-acetyl-beta-D-glucosaminide beta-(1,3)-galactosyltransferase activity. Gene Ontology annotation, cellular component: membrane. Bases 543 to 1478 code for a protein of 311 amino acids. Lineage: Eukaryota; Metazoa; Chordata; Mammalia; Artiodactyla; Bovidae. The record is from RefSeq and is a predicted model, not a curated record. The transcript has 4 exons.
GCCAUCCCCAGCAGCAGCGCCCCGAGUCCCCGCCCGCCUGCCGGCUCCUCACCUAUCAGAUUUCCUGUGCGCACCGCGCGCCGCUCCUCCCACCUCCUAAAGGCCAGCGCAGGGGACCGCCGCGCUCCGUCAGGACCCAGCUACUCAAGGGACGGCGCAAUGCGGCUCUGAGCUCGGGCAUCGGUACGGCCCCGCGCAGGGAGUGCGGGGCGCAUGGCAGAUUUGGAUCAAAGCGAAUGUGAGUGAGCUGGAAGCAGAAUCCAUUACAAACCCAAGUGUCUGAGGGGAAAUUUCCUGAGCAUGUGGGACUCGGUUCUAUUCAUUCCUUCAGGGCAAUCUUAGCCACGGUCCACGAUGUCCCAAGGCAGUGAGUCAUUCAGGACUACUUGGGAAUUGGGCUUCCCAAGGCAGAGAAUCGUCAUUUUCUGGCAAACAAACCAAGCCCAAGACCUAAUUGUGCUGAAUGUCAUAUGCUGACAGCUCUUGGAAUCCACCCUUUGGCUUAGCUUUCAAACAAGAGGUUCAUCUUACCCAGGAAAAGGAUGGCUUACAUGAAGAUGAGAUGGGUAUAUAUUUCCCUGAUGGUCCUGGGAGUCUUUUGUCUGUAUUAUAACCUGGAGGAUCUGAAUCCUUUUAAAGGAGAACCAGUGAUUUUCAAGAAUGAACUUGGGGACUUCCUUCAGCUCCCAGAUAUAGAUUGCGAGCAGGAUCCCCCCUUUCUGAUACUGCUGGUAGCUUCAUCUCACGAGCAGUGGUUUGUCCGCUUGGUCAUCCGGAGCACGUGGGGAAGAGAAAAGAUCAUAAAGGGAAAGCGGAUAAAAACAUUAUUUCUCCUGGGAACCUCUCCCAGUAAACACAUCUCAAGAGAAGUGGCCAAGGAGAGCCAGAAGUUUCGUGAUAUUAUCCAGAAGAACUUCACAGAUGAUUAUUUCAAUCUGACCCUGAAGACCAUGAUGGGGAUGCAGUGGAUCUACAGCUUUUGUCCACAGACAACUUUCGUGAUGAAAACAGACUCUGACAUGUUCGUCAAUAUCUACUAUCUGACGGAACUGCUCCUAAAGAAAAACAGGACAACUCGGUUUUUCACCGGCUUCCUAAAACUGAACGAGUAUCCCAUCAGGAAACGGUUCAAUAAGUGGUUUGUCAGUAAGUACGAAUAUCCGUGGGACAAGUACCCGCCCUUCUGCUCCGGCACUGGCUACGUUUUCUCUAGCGAUGUGGCGGGCGAGGUGUACCAUGUUGCCAAUAGCGUGCCCUUCAUUAAACUGGAAGAUGUCUUUGUGGGGCUCUGCCUGAAAAGACUGAAGAUCAGGCUGGAGGAACUUCACUCUGAGCAGACUUUCUUCCCUGAUGGGUUACCGUUCACCACGUGCCGUUAUAAGAAGAUUGUGGCCUCCCAUCAUAUCAAGCCGCGAGACAUCCUGAAGUACUGGCAGGCUCUGGAAGGUUCCCUGCCAGAAGAGUGUCCAGAUAACUGAGGGGAGCCUAAAAGUGCCCAUGGACCACCGCGGUGAUGGCUUUUGAAAGUUCUUUGAUGGUGUGGCUGAGACUCCCCAGGUCAGGGAGGGAGUGGGGAAGGAAGAGGCAGAACACAAGGUCCUGCAGCCUUCCCUGUCUAAAUGUAAAUGCCACCACAGAUGAAGCCCCAUUUGGUACCCAAGCCAUAACAGACACCAUCUCUUGAGCACCUACCCUGAGGCACUAACUCACGCGCAGCUGCAUCUUCUCACGUCAGGGGCAGCAUCCACAUGGAGUGGUGGGUGUCACCACUGCCACUUCACACACAAGGAGAGGGCAGCUUAGAGAGGGAUGGGGACCUGUCUCAAGGAUGACAGCCAGCAGACACCAGAGCGAGGGGGAGAGCCCAGUGUCGUCAGAUCCCAGGCGGCAGCCUCCGUCUCAGUCCACCCUCGUGAGCUGCCUCCUGGGAGAGGAUGGUGGCGAUGGGGGUUUCAAGGGGGGCCUUGCUGCUGGCAUCCGUUGGUCCCUUGUAAGAGUCCCCUCCUCCUCCUCAAGUCCCAUUCUUGUGCUUUUUAGUGCAGAGACUGGGGUGAACCAAUGCCCCCCAUCCCUCCGGUACCGAGUUCCCUGUGUUCACGAUGAGUCUGGCUGCCCUGAGACCCUGUUAGCAGCUUGGCACUCAAUUCACUACACAGACAUUGCUGCAGUGGCCGCAGCUCUACCCCCGGGAAACACCCAGUUCUGGAUAGAAACCAGUCUUUAGAAACCAGACUCAGCUCAGAACUCACUGUGAAGCUUGGCCUGCUGUACAUACCUGUUGGCCCUUCUGCUGAGUGGGGGAUCCCUGAGAGCACAGCAUUUCUUCCCCAGUGUCCAUGGUGACCCCGUCUGUUGGCUCCGUCUGUCCUUGGUCUGCACUUCAGGUCUCCAAGUGCACACUGGAGGGUGGCUGGAAGCAUCAUCCAUGAAGGAUGCUGGGAGCUUUUCUGGGAACUGGGAAUGAUUUAAGUCAAGACCCUCUCAAGCAGCCCCUGGGAUGUUAAACGCUGAACUGAGUCCUGGUCCAAGGUGCGUCUCCCUGAGUGUGUGUCCUAAGCCCAAUCCCAGCUCAGCGUCACUGCAUUCCUCAGAUGGCCAAGGAACAGCUUCAUUUUGUGAUAUGGACUUUAGUAUGCAUCUCCUGGGGGUUUGGAAGAGCCUGUUCUGCAGGGUUGUGUGGAAACAAAACACUUUUUUUUUUUUUUGGCAGAAUCUGCCCAUUCAGCCACUGUCACAAGACAUACAAAGCCAUCUUGCUCCCAAUCUCCAGGAGGAUCAGUUCUUACUUUCUACUUUAUUGCACCGAACUUUAGCACCACUCAGAGCCGAGGCCUCACAUGGCUGUGAAACUUACAAAUGUUGAACAAAGCUCUGACCUGAACACGGGAAGAGGUGUCUGCUGCAGAAUGGUCACAGCUGGGUUGAUCUGCAAAGUGGCAUCUUAUUUUGCACACUGUUUUUCGUUUCUGGACGGAGCUGCUUCUUGGUGGAUGUGUUUUCUUAUCCCAGCUUCUCUGAAUGUGCUGGGUCAUGUUCAGAAAAGCUACCUUCUCAGGUGGGAAAAUUAGGGACUGAGCUUGUUUUCUGAAGCCUGGAUUUAGCAGGGCCAGUCAGUCCCGUGGGACAGACUCCCUCUGAUUUGGGGGAUAAUGGUGGGUUUUGGGCUUUGAGGGUGAAGGAGUCUUUGGCAAUAGGGCUGCGUUUGUGCUUAGAUGUCCACCUUGUCUGGGAUGCAUGUCCAUGUGGCCACUGGGCUGGGAGGGGAGGUUCAUCUCACUCAGGAUCUGGUCUCAGCACCUGCCCAAAGCCCUCGCCAUAGGAGCACAAGCACACACUCAGCUCCACCCUUUGUGUGCUCUGAAACAGUUUUCUGCAAAACACAUCCCUUGCCCCCAUCCCCAAUUCUAUUUCUUUAUAUAAUGAAGACCUUUUAUACUCUAAGGAAAAACAUGUUUUGUGGCUACAGAACUUGAAGGGACCUUUGAGCUUAUUUGGUCUGGCAUUUACAUAGGAUGAAAAUAAAGCUCAAAGAGACCCAG